Thrips palmi is the source of this 1762-nucleotide messenger RNA. RefSeq lists its product as uncharacterized. The transcript is spliced from 6 exons. NCBI's taxonomy places the organism in Eukaryota, Metazoa, Arthropoda, Insecta, Thysanoptera, Thripidae. The record is from RefSeq and is a predicted model, not a curated record. Bases 34 to 1500 code for a protein of 488 amino acids.
CCCUUCCACACCCUCCACGCAGUGCAUUCGAAGAUGGCACAUAAUGUUGCUAGAGAACCAGGAACGCGCCCGAAUUCCUUCUUUUAUCAUAUUGAAAACGGGUUUUACUUUCAUGAAAGUGAUCGCCGGGAAGGGACAAUUUAUUAUAAAUGUGUCCGUGCUGCGCGAGGUUGUUACGGGCGAGCUUCCUACGACCCGAUGACAGGCUUCGUCCUUACUGGCAUUCACAAUCAUGAAGCUGACCCUCAUUAUGCGGACGAGAUGGCCUUGAGACGCAAUAUUUUGCAGAGAUGUGAAAAUUUGGACUACGUUCCCUUCACACGAAUUAUAUUGGAAGAGAGUCGCGGUUUUCAUCCAGAAGUAGCAGCCAGAGUCACCUAUGCACGCAUGAGGACCCCCAUGAGACAAGCUCGCAUGCGAAGGUAUCCUCAUCACCCUAACAAUCUGCGUGAGCUAACAGCACUACUGCAAGAUAAUCAGCACCGUGUUCUUACAUUAUCACAUGAUGGUAAUGACAACAUCUACGGUGGUUCAGUAGAUGAUGCUGAUGGAGAGCAUCACAUUCUGUUUGUCUCCAAUAGGAUGUUACAGCAAUUGAAGACAUUUCAUGUUCUCCAUGCAGAUGGAACUUUUGAUUCAGUGCCAGUCAAUAGGAACUUUGCAGCUCAGGUUUGGUGCAUUCUUGGUGUUUGGGACAACACAAUUAUACCAUUGGCAUGGGCCCUCAUGUCCAGAAAGACUGAAAAUGCUUACAUAGCUGUGUUGCACCUUCUGCUUAAUUUGAUGGAUCAGGAAUUUGACCUUCAGCGUGUCAUUACUGAUUUCGAAGAUGCAGAGCAGAAUGCAUGGCACAUUGUGUUUGGAGUCCACACUCAGGGCUGUCACUGGCACCUUGGCCGAGAUCAUAUGCAGCAACUGGCUGAGCUUGAUAUGCUCAGAUAUGUGAGAGACAUCGGGGAAGUCAGGCAAAUAGUUAGGGAGUGCAUUUGCCUCGCAUUGUUGCCUCGACGACGGAUUGUGCCAGGGUACCUCAUACUUCUGAGGAGAGCAAGGCAGGAAGGGCCUUACAUUUUCAGGAUAGUGAGGCCAUAUCUGGUUUAUGUCUGGAACUCUUGGAUCAGGCGAGAAGUACGCAGGAAUCGAAUGUGUGUCUUUGGUUCAGAGCAGAGGACCAACAAUGCUGCAGAGUCUGGGAACAAAAGUCUGAAUGAUGAAGUUGGGAAUCAUGCUAUGGUCUUCAAUUUCCUAGAGGGACUUGUUCGAUUAGAGCAGAGAUCCAACAACAACAUUCUAGGAUUAGAUAGGGGCCUAAGAGUCAAUCGUGGAAGAAAGCUGAGCAGCAUUUUCCAAGACCAGCGGAUCGCACGAUUGGGUAACCAACUGUUACGACCUCAUGGAAACAUUAAUGCAGCUAUUGCUAGGUUCCUGAGGGAAGCCUCUCAUCUGGUUGACAACAUUAUCGAAGACUUCCUACAGAGACAUCCACGAAGGCAGCAGUAGGUGACAUUUUGAACAUGUUUCUGUUGUAGCAAUUUCUUUUAACUGACUUAGGUUUUCUGAAUUUUUAUGCCUUUGAUUUGUUUCACAUAACACUAUAACUAUUAUGUUUGCUUCUCUGUACAACAGAGAUUGUAAGAAAGUAUAGUUUUUUAACCACUAGCAUCCAAUGUCGUCCAUGUGAGGCUUCAAGCCAGAUUAUUUUUACAUGCAUGGAGUUAGUGCUGGCUGCAGAUUGAGAAUUAAGAAUGAUUGAGAAUUAAAA